Fulvia fulva is the source of this 2079-nucleotide messenger RNA. Its product is annotated as Nucleoporin NUP49. The transcript has a single exon. Gene Ontology annotation, molecular function: structural constituent of nuclear pore. Lineage: Eukaryota; Fungi; Ascomycota; Dothideomycetes; Mycosphaerellales; Mycosphaerellaceae. The record is from RefSeq and is a predicted model, not a curated record. Gene Ontology annotation, biological process: protein import into nucleus; RNA export from nucleus; post-transcriptional tethering of RNA polymerase II gene DNA at nuclear periphery. Bases 1 to 2079 code for a protein of 692 amino acids. Gene Ontology annotation, cellular component: nuclear pore; nuclear pore cytoplasmic filaments.
AUGGCGCAUAACAUCAGUAAAGAAGAAUACGAGGCGCGGUGCCACGAAAUCGCUAGUCUCGAGACUGUCCUUGCGCGUAUGAGGAGCUCUCUCGACGAUGUGACGGUAACUCGCAAUUCGAGUGGUGGUGGAGGCUUUGGCGGUCCUAAUCAUCGGGCCCAGUCGAGAUUUAGUGGUGGUGCUUUGUUUGGGAACGAGACCCGAAUGCACCAGGCUUCUGGAAGUGGUGGGCUCUUUGGGAACUCGAAUCAGGCGUACCAGGCUUCUGGUGGCUUUGGCUUCGGCAACUCCAAGUCUUAUGAGCCUCCUAGUGGUGGUUUUGGCAGCGGCCGCUAUGAGCCUUACCAGGCUUCUAGUGGCUUCGGCAACUCCAACUCUCACCAGCCUCCUAGUGGUGGCUUUGGUAGCGCCCCUCGGUCUUACCAGGCUUCUGUUGGUAAUGACUUUGGCGAAUCCAAGUCUUAUCAGCCUCCUAGUGGUGGCUUCGGCAGCGCCCCUCGGUCUUACCAGGCUGCUAGAGGUGGUGGUCUCUUCGGAAACUCGAACCAAUCUCAGCAGGCUCCUAGUGGCCUUUUUGGGAACAGCUCCGCGCAAAGCGGCAGUGGUCUCUUUGGCAAUGACAACAACAGCGGUCACGGGUUCGGAGGAGAAGGGCUGUUCGGUCAAGCUCGUUCCAGUGCCGGCCGCUUGUUCGGAAACUCGAAUGGGUCUCCUCGUCCAGCCAGUAGUGCCGGUCACCUAUUCGGGAAUGGCAGCAAGGCUACUGCUACUGGCGGAGACUUUGGUGGCGGGCUGUUUGGGAACUCGAACCAAGCCCAUCAGGAAUCUGGCGAUGAACGUCUGUUCGGUGGUCCCUUCCGGCCGUCUCAUGGCCAUGCUACGGGAGGCCUCUAUGGUAAUUCCAACUCCGGGCGCACCUUCGGCUCUGGCAAUGGAGCUGGGGGCGGAGGUUUGUUUGGCGAAGCAUCUCGUCACAGUCAGGGGACUAGGGGUGAUCCUUUGUUCGGUUUUAGGCCUACUACGAGUACUGGAACUAGUCUGUUCGGGAACAACAGCCAUUCCUACCCAAGCUCACCGCCUAGUAGCUCCAGAGAACGUGGCGAGCCUGAUGUCGAUGAGUACCACGCUCUAUUGAAAAGGUACGGUCUGAACGAAUCAGACGUUGGAACUUUCAGGGAAAACUACCCUGCUGGGGAGAUCCAUCACGCUGAGCUCAGGAAGAAACUUUGGUUGAGCCAUCUGACCUCGGAAGAGGUGGAUCGUUGGAAUUCCUUCGCACAUGGACAAUGGUCCGCCGACGAUGCCAGAAAGUACGAUGAGUUCGGCCGUGAGAGGCCUAGAACCAUGGAGGACUUUCGUAAGCGCCUCUCCCGUGAGCAAGAAGUCUUUGAACGAUAUGACAGGGAAGCAUUAAAGUCGUGGUCCAUCAAGAGUUUGUUUGGCAACAGGCCUGAUGGGCUUACAUUUUAUUAUGGCGGACAGGAGAGUGGAGCCAGAAGCAAGAACAAUGGGUACCCCCUCUCUCCACCCUUUGGCAGUAAGGGAACAGGGAGUGGAUCAUCUGGCGCUGAUGUUAAGAGAGAGAAGAAGUUUCAGGGAUUAGAGGCCUCCAUGUGGGCAACCGAUGAACCACUGCCACGUUCCAGACCCGAAGGCGGAGCCCCUCGCCCAGACUCAUACUGGGAUCAGGACGAUAGUGAUCGCCCGGAAGGCUCUUUCGGUCGCAACCAACGCGAUCGCUCGUCUGGCAGAUCACGCGCUGAGCGCUCGCAGCGCAGCGAGGACAAGCGACCUAUCAACUUUGCCCAGUAUGAGUCCGACACGGACACGGACGACACAGCGUACCGAACCAAGAAGACCGCACAACCAGAGCGGCAAGAGAAGCAGAAUGACCAAGCGAAGGAGCGUCAGGAGAAUGCUAGAGAGGAGCCACAGGCGAAGGAGGAGCAGAAUGUUCUUUCGUUGGAGGAUCGUGUCAAACGUGUGGCGAACACGAAGUUUGGGAGUAUUCAUGGGGAAAACACUGGGGGUAAAGAUAACGGCGAGGGCAAGGGGCACGGAAAACUGGAAGAGAAUUAA